AUGCGUCAGCCGGCCGCCGGGCGGUACGGCGAGUCGGAGGAUGCGGAUGCCCGCGCAGUCCUAUACCGCCAACACCAAAACGCAAUGUACCAGCAACGAUGCGUUUCAUACAACCGUCCAGCGCAGCAAUUGAAAGAUGAGACGGGCCAAAAUUGGAACCAGGUGCCGGAGGUUGAGCGCGCUCAUGGGAUCCCAGACGGACGUGAAAUGGCGCAGGGCGUGCAAGCUGCGAGGGCAACAGAUCCGCAGGUCAACCCUGAGGACAAGUACCAGGUCGAGCGGAUGAUUGGCAACGGGUCUUUCGGCGUGGUGCACGAGGCCGUGCAGAAGGAAACGGGCAAGCGAGUGGCCAUCAAGAAGGUGCUGCAGGACCCGCGCUACAAGAACAGAGAACUCGGAAUCAUGCUAGAGCUCUCACACCCCAAUAUCGUCUUCCUCUUCGACUACUUCUACACGGAGUCGGUCAGGGAGCAGGAAAGACAGCGCUACCUCAACCUGGUCAUGGAAUUCGUGCCCGGCACCGUGCACAGGGUCAUGCGCUCAUACUUCAAAAAGUACAGCCAGAUGCCGCUCAAACUCAUCAAGAUCUACGCUUUCCAGCUGUGCAGGGCGCUGGGCUACCUGCACUCCAUGGGGGUGUGCCACCGCGACCUCAAGCCACACAACCUCCUGGUGGACCUACAGACCAAUGUGCUCAAACUCUGCGAUUUCGGCUCCGCAAAGAAGCUGAUGCCCGGGGAGUGGAGCGUGGCAUACAUCUGCUCCAGGUUUUACAGGGCGCCGGAGCUCAUGUUGGGCGCGAACGAGUACACCACCGCCAUUGACAUCUGGUCAAUCGGAUGCGUAAUCGGCGAGCUCCUUAUGGGAAAGCCAAUGUUCGCUGGCGACACUUCGGUGGACCAGCUGGUCAAGAUCAUCCAAGUGCUGGGGACGCCUACCAUCGAACAGAUGCACGCGAUGAACCCCAAUUACACGAAUGUCACGUUCCCGAACAUACGGGCAGCAGAUCUAUCGCGGGUAUUCCCAAGGAACACGCCGGCAGUGGCUAUCGAGUUUGUCACGCUCUUCCUGCGCUACGACCCCAAGGAGCGCAUCCAGCCACUCGAGGCGCUCGGCCACAAGUUUUUCGACGAAAUCCUGUACGAUCCCAGUCCGGAAAUUCACGUGCCGGAAAACCUGCUCGACUUUACAAAGCAAGAGCUAGAGCUCAUGUCCGACAGCUGCAAACAGAAACUCGGCAUCGUGCAGUAA
Molecule: messenger RNA, 1251 nt
Organism: Babesia bigemina
Lineage: Eukaryota; Apicomplexa; Aconoidasida; Piroplasmida; Babesiidae
Product: protein kinase domain containing protein, putative
Exons: 2
Coding region: 1-1251 (416 amino acids)
Biological process (GO): signal transduction; protein phosphorylation
Cellular component (GO): cytoplasm
Molecular function (GO): ATP binding; protein serine/threonine kinase activity
Source: RefSeq, a predicted model, not a curated record